Bemisia tabaci is the source of this 5395-nucleotide messenger RNA. Its product is annotated as cytochrome P450 6k1. Lineage: Eukaryota; Metazoa; Arthropoda; Insecta; Hemiptera; Aleyrodidae. The record is from RefSeq and is a predicted model, not a curated record. Gene Ontology annotation, molecular function: oxidoreductase activity, acting on paired donors, with incorporation or reduction of molecular oxygen; iron ion binding; monooxygenase activity.
AAUCAGUCCCAGCCGAGGCUUUGCCGCGUUCGUCGGUUUUUAUAACUGAGCUAGUUUUUUUUCCGUUUGUUGAGGUGAUUUUUACGCACGCAUUUUCAAUACAUCAAUUUGGAUGACUAUCUACGCGUAGACUGAUUUAACCUCGAGCAAUGGAACUGUUGGAAAUAGUUAAGUCAGCCAUGGACACUCACUCGGUCCUGCUUUUCUUGAGUGUCAUGGUUUACCUGCUCUACGUUUACCGGGACAAAUUCCACUACUGGAGCAAGCGAGGCGUCCCGUGCCAGAGCCCCGCACAGAGCAUCGUGCGCACCUUCCGGCUUGUCCUCCGAAUGGACUCCUUCACCGACAACUUCUACCGCGUGUACAAGGCCUUCGAUGGACACCCCUACGUGGGCUCUUUGGAACUUACCAAGCCUAUUUUGGUCGUCCGCGACCCCGAACUUGCCAGGAUCGUCCUAGUCAAGAGCUUCUCCAGCUUCUCUGGCAGGUUGAAGUCACCGGACACAACAUUGGAUCCCCUGUCAAACCACCUUUUCACCUUAAACGGAGAGAAAUGGCGGCAAGUACGUCACAAGACGGCGACAGCCUUCAGCACAGCCAAGCUGAAGAACAUGUUCCACAGCCUGAAGGACUGCGCCCGGGAGAUGGAUGCCUACAUGGAGAGAGCCAUCGGUGAUAAAGGAGAUGUUGAAUUCGAUGCGUUCAAGGUUAUGUCCAACUACACUCUUGAGGUCAUCGGGGCUUGCGCCAUGGGGAUUAAGUGCGACUCCAUCCACGAUGAGGAAACCGAGUUUAAGAGGCUCUCCAGGGAUUUCUUCAGAUUUGAUGCGAGGCGAAUGAUCUUCACUCUUUUGGAUUUACUGCACCCGAAACUUCCUGUUCUUCUUAAAUGGAAAGCUGUGCGACCCGAAGUUGAGAACUUUUUCAGGGAGGCCAUUAAAGAGGCAGCUUCACUUAAAGAAAGCGAAGCAGCUGCCCGCACGGAUUUUCUCCAAAUUCUCAUCGACUUCCAAAAAUCUGAAAAGGCAUCCAAGACUGACGCAGGAAAUGAUACCGAACUUGUUUUCACGGACAAUAUCAUCGGUGGAGUGAUUGGAUCAUUCUUCUCGGCGGGCUACGAACCUACCGCGGCGGCACUAACUUUCUGUCUAUACGAGCUGGCGCGGCAUCCUCAGGUUCAAGCCAAACUCCACGAGGAAAUUUUAGCUGUGAAAGAAAAAUUGGGUGAUGACAUUGAAUACGAAAAUUUGAAGGAAUUUAAAUAUGCCAACCAAGUUAUUGAUGAGACGCUGCGACUGUACCCGGCGUCGGGGAUUUUGGUGCGGACGUGCACGGAGCCUUUCAAGUUACCAGACUCGGAUGUCGUCAUCGAGAAAGGGACCAAGGUCUUCGUCUCCUCCUACGGCCUCCAAACGGACCCUCGAUAUUUUCCCGAGCCCGAAAAAUUCGACCCGGAGCGCUUUUCCGAAGAGAACAAGGAAAAAAUCCUCCCCGGGACCUAUUUGCCUUUCGGAGACGGGCCUAGACUUUGCAUAGCGAUGCGACUGGCAUUGAUGGAUGUGAAGAUGAUGAUGGUUAGGUUGGUUUCGAAAUACGAAAUUCAUACAACCCCCAAGACACCGAAAAAGAUCACAUUCGACACGAAUUCAUUCACGGUACAGCCUGCUGAAAAAGUAUGGCUCCGCUUCCGGAGAAGGGCGUCGACGCCAUGAGAAUAUCUCCUGUGAUUAUUUUACCUUUUUAGAUGAAAAUUAUUAACUUAGGUUAAAACAAUUAAUUUAGAUGCACUUAACGCCGUAUUUCGUCGUUCCUCUGACGUAAGAGCGUAUCUCAAUUUUCACGGGAGCCCUGUCUUACAUAUAAAUCCAUAUUUUCUGGGGCUCAUACCUACGUCAGAGGAGCGACGAUUUAUGGUCGUCCCUUGAAUACUUAGCUCCUUUCCAGUAGGGUUAUACAGUGGCCAUUUUGCAGGUUGGCAACGCUAAUCUUCCUCCAUUUACAUCCAUUAAAAAUAUCGAUUUUAGAUGAGGCAAUUAAGCUGCCUCGCCAGCGGGUCGAUUGUGGAAUCCGCGUUAUCGAAUGACCCUGAGCCAUGCUGUUUAUUGAUCAAAGUCAUUCGAUAUCGAUUCAACAAUCGAGCCGCAGGAAUCGAUUGUUUUACAUACAUUUAAAUGGAGGAAAAGCAGUGUUGCCAACUUUCAAGAGUCGCCACUGGCCUCAUAGCGACGGUGAAACUCCUAAACCACGUAUCUCGGUUUGCGCAGUUACAGACUUUCUGUCAUACCCAUAUACCUUAUCUUCUAAAUUAAAAACGACUCAAUAUCAAUUCUUCAACCCCUCCGUGAUUUUUCUGUGCUAUAUGAAGAAAAUUCUGGGAAAUCUUCAAGGAUUUAUGUUGAUUAGUUCUCAUUUAAAAAAAUGAUAUUGGAGCGGAGGUUUUAAACCACCCCAAGCGAGAUACGCGGUUUGGGAAUUUCACCGUAGAUAAAAUUUACAUCGUGGUUAAGAUACUUAUGUUUAAUUGGACCACAUUUUGUAAGUCGGGACUACAAUAUCUGGCUUAGUUUAAAAACGACGUAUGUGCUAUUAAGUAGUUUAAAUUCCCUGUGCAAACAAGUGUUUUUACAGAUGAGCCAGAUAUUGUAGUUCUAAAUUGCAAAAUGUAGUCCGAAAAAGGAAAUUUAUACGGAACUUGAGUACCUACUUAAAAGGCUAAAACGCUAGAAAACGCAUCUCCAUUAAUUGCAGUGUUUCAACAUUUUCGAAGAGAGAUAAGGCAACUUGAUACCUUGAAAUGAAUGGGUACAGAAUUCUGUUAGGAGAGAAAAUAACACCGAAAAAAAAGUGAAGUUGAUUCAACAUUCUGUAUGUAAAAAAAAGUGUACUAGAACUUAAAAAAUACUGAAUUACCCGCUAAAGCAGUUACUCUAGCAAUGCCAAGAUGCAAAUCUAACUACCUACUGUGGCAGGUAAUUCAGCAAUUUACAAGUUCUCGCACACUUUUUUUACAUCUAGAAUGUUAAAUCAACUACACUCUUUUUUUGGUAAAAAUAAUCAGAGAAGUUUUCGCGAAAUUACAUUGAUAUAAGUAGUUUACCAAAGAAAAAAUAAAGUAUGACAGCGAGUUUGCAACAUUGCAAACGGAGAUGCGUGGUUUAGCUCUUUCUCCAUCGAUAUGUAAAUAAUACAAGCUACCCAUUAGCAAAACUUGCAGCUCUCCAAGUGUGACAGAUUGGACCUGAUUUAUUGUUCUUGUAUUCACUGAAUUUUUAAUUUUUAUGGAUGGAGCUCCUUUUUAUUAAGCAAGAACGACCUGUGACAAGAAUAGAGCUAAGAGGGUAGUCUACCUUAAAACACUUUUUUCCCCUGUACACUUAACUUUUUUUCUUUUUUUCCUUUUUACUAUUCUACUUUUGUUAGAGUACUUCAGAGUAAGCUUCCUGUAAAUUCUCAACUCUUUUCACCCAUUUGGGCACUGGUGAGCAGGAAAUUUAGCCCAAAAAUGGAGGUUUUUAAGAGUAACUGUAUCUUCAGUCCUUUCAGACUUUCAGAGCAAUUUUUUUCAUUUUUUUAAAUAAUCAGAUAUAUUGACUCUACAACUUCCAUUAUUUUUAAGUAAUGAGGAUUAUUUCUGUUCAUUACUUUUUUUUUUCAUGCCUCAAUAUUUUCUCAGGUGCAUUUAGACUUUUGUCAUUUACAUAUAAUCACUGAAUACAUGUGCAAACACACCAAUACUACGUUGUAGAAAAUUAAAUUCUGAGUACUUUUUUUUUAAAAAAAAACAGCUUUCUAGCUGCAAUAGAACUGAAGUUACACUUGGUCCAAGAUCCCAAAACUCUUAAAAAGAAAAGUUUUCAAUAUCAACAGAUGAGGAAACAUGCUCAUUAAUUUUUAGGAAUAAGCAACAUUGAAAAAUUCUUAAAAAUACGUCUGGAGCACUUAAAAAAAAUUUAUCCAUCAUUCAUUUCAGCAGAAUCCAAAUAUAAAAAGAAAAUGCAAAAAAAAACCCCAAAAAAUGCGUUUUGAAGGUAGACUUUCCGCUUAAAAAAGGGUUAAGUAAGAGCAACAAUGAACUUUGUUUGGCCGACGAUGAGUAGCCGCGAAUUUUUUGACUGUUUAAGGAAUUAUUUCUUCGAGGGAGGAAAGAAGCCGAAUUUUGGACGAAAUUUAGAGAAAAGUGGUUUUGAGUUUAUCAAGCAAAUUGUCUUGUUAACUACAUAUUCCAAGUUGAGGAGAAAAUAGAGGUUUUUGAUUAUUUACAUUGAGUCUCAUAGAAAAAUAAAACUGCUCUUUUUCAAUUUCAACUUGAUGUUGUUUGGUCUACAUUUUAAGAUAUCAAUUUCCUCCUGAACGCUUCCAUUUAAAUUCUUGUUGAUGGCAGCACUGCAUUUUAUAAAGUUUUUUCUAUACUUUCCCUAGGUCAGAGCAAUCCAAAAAAAUUUCUGCGCUGAUUCUCUUGCCUCAUAGAUUAUGAGAAUUUAUUGUAAAAAAAUAGUAAGUGAGUGAUCCAUUAAGACGUUGUUUUUAUAAAAAGCUCAAAUUCUAAUUUUUUAACUUGACAAGCGUAGUUUUCCUAAAAAUUUGACUCAAGUUACAACAGUCCUUUGACAUGGUCUUGAAUAAAAAUUUUACACUAAAGAAAAGCAUGAAAGAUUUCAGGACGACAAAAGCAAUUAAUAUGCCGAAAUGUAUGUAAAAUCAAGGCCAGAAAUGCUCGUACAUCAAAAAGUAGAAAUACAAAUAGGAAUGGGAAGACCAUACGCUGCACCAACUGAAACGGCAAUAGGUCAAAAAGUACAAAACAAAGUUAUCACAAACUUAAAAAAUUUAAAAAAAUAGCACAUUUUACAAUUCUUCAUAAUUUACUGAAACAUUGAUAAGGCACAUAUUGAAUGGCACACACAGUUGAAUGGAAUUUACAAAAAAUAAAUCAGAAUUGCGACAUUUUGCAUUACUUAGUAAUUAUAAAAUCCUGGCUUAAACAAAAUUUGUGAUGCCACUCAAAAUGCAAAGGGCUUCAGAAUCUUUCAGAAUUUGACAAAAGAAAAAAAUUAAAACAUAACUUGAGAUACCUUUCGAUAAGCCUGAUCUAGUAAUAAAGUUACUUAUAAAGCCUACCACAUCUUGAUCAAAUAGUAGGUAGUAUCCAUAAAUUAUUCAAAGUUGGAAAAUUCUUAUCAUUGAAAAUCAGGGACAAGUGGGAUGUGUCAGCCAGUAAGAGAAAAUAUGUUCCUCUCAAGAAUAAAUGCAUCCAUUCCUUUUACCUGAAAAUAACUUUUCAACAUAGUCACCGUUGAAAAUUCUGCAUUUUUGCGGUUGAAACGGCAGUUCCUAAAUUUCUGUGCGUAAAAGAUCUUUUUGUUGCAUUUCGAACAUUUAGACUGACUCUUCGGAA